This is a messenger RNA of Culicoides brevitarsis, 1372 nucleotides long. Its product is annotated as zinc finger protein 845-like. Gene Ontology annotation, molecular function: DNA-binding transcription factor activity, RNA polymerase II-specific; zinc ion binding. Lineage: Eukaryota; Metazoa; Arthropoda; Insecta; Diptera; Ceratopogonidae. The record is from RefSeq and is a predicted model, not a curated record. Gene Ontology annotation, cellular component: nucleus. Bases 56 to 1372 code for a protein of 438 amino acids. Gene Ontology annotation, biological process: regulation of transcription by RNA polymerase II. The transcript has 3 exons.
AAAAACAAACAACUCUCGGCAACUUUCGAAGCAUUUAAACUUAAUUUUCGACAGAAUGGAAGACUCCCGAUGCAGAAUUUGUCUCCAAAAUAACAAAAUUCGCUUGAAACUUGACGACACACUUGAAGAACGACACAUUUGGGAGCUGAUAAACACGAUUGCUGAUGUCAAAGUUGCUGUCGGAGACUCGUUCCCGCAAUGGAUUUGUCUUGAAUGCUCUCGAUUGUUAUCACAAAGCUUUAAAUUCAAACAAGAAGUUGAAAAAAGUGAUAAAAUCUUUCAUAAUAACGAGUUUGAAUACGUAACAGUCCUGAAAACCGAAAAUGAAGAAGAAUUUGCCGCAGUUGAAGCUUCAGAAGACCUGACAAACAUUUUAGAGCCCACAGUGAUCAUCAAAUCAAAACGCGGGCGUGCUAUUAAGAAACGUACUUACCAAGAAGAAGAUGUCGAAGACCGAAAUUCAUUAGAAAAUGCUCAAAACGAAGUCAAAAUUGAAGAAUCUGAAGAAUCUGACACCGUUGAAGAUGUUCCAAAAACUCGAAAGCGCAAAUCAAAAGUCACCGAGUUUCGUUGUUGCAUGUGUCAAAGCAAAUUUUCCGAUGAAAAUUUAUUAACAUCUCACGUCGAAGCUCAACACAUCGAAGAAAUCCAGUCAAAUUUGUCAAAAAAAUUCAUAACUCGUCAGAUUUACGAAUGUCCUUAUUGUCACUUGAAAUUCCGUUCUCGCAAAUAUCUCAACAUGCAUUUUGACGAUCCGCAUUACAAAGAACCUCCCCGAAAACGCAUUUACAAGCCAAAAAGACAAAAAUCCACACAGAACAUCGUUUGCACUUAUUGCGGCAAAAUCUCUGCCGACAUCUACGAGUCACGAAUUCACGAGUUGCGCGUUCAUGCGGAAGACUGCCCGAUCGAAUGUGAAUUUCCGGGAUGCAAUAAACGAUUUGCCGCGAAAAUUAUCAUGAAAAAGCACCUUAGAAUACAUGCAGAGAAAAAGUUUGUUUGUGAUAUUUGUGGAAAAGCAUUCCAGCGGGAAAAGUAUCUGUUGAAACACGAAUUUGUGCAUCGCGAUGAGAAGCCGCUCAGUUGUGAGUUUUGUACGAAGGGUUUUAUUCAUCAAAAUGCCCUCAAAGCUCAUUUGGAGUUUCAUUUGACGGAAAAGGUGUGGAAUUGUGAUCAAUGCGAAAAAACGUACAAAUGGAAGGAGGACUUGCAGAAACACGUGAGGGGUGUUCAUUUGGGCGAUCAUCCAUACAAAUGUAAAUUUUGCAACAAGGGAUACUUUUGCAGCUCAAGUCGAAAAUAUCAUCAAGAUCGAUGUCAGCAGAGUUCAACAAAUGACCAACAGCAAAUGGUUGAUAUGAAAGAUGUGUGA